AUGCCUAGCAUUCAAUUGGAGUCGUCCGACCACGAAACUUUCGAUGUUGAUGUACAACUUGCAACACGUUUUGGUAUUAUUAAAACCUUGCUGGAAGUCUAUAGAAUGGAAGACUGUGAUAAUAUUAUUGUGCCUUUGCCAUAUGUUGAUGCGGUCACGUUACGAAAAGUAUUGGAAUGGGUCUGUUAUCACAAGGAGGAUAAGUCUACCGGUGGUCAUGAUGAUGACGAACAGAAGCCAACUGAUAUUUUAGCAUGGGAGGCUGACUUUCUUAACAUAUGCCAAGUCGAUCUAUUCAAAUUGAUGUUAGGUGCAAUGUAUCUGUGUGUGAAGGAUUUGAUUGUUGCUAUUUGCAGAUCAAUAAUUCGAAUCAAUGGUAAUCUCCAACCUAUAAACUGA
Glossina fuscipes is the source of this 399-nucleotide messenger RNA. Its product is annotated as S-phase kinase-associated protein 1-like. The transcript has a single exon. NCBI's taxonomy places the organism in Eukaryota, Metazoa, Arthropoda, Insecta, Diptera, Glossinidae. Bases 1 to 399 code for a protein of 132 amino acids. The record is from RefSeq and is a predicted model, not a curated record. Gene Ontology annotation, biological process: SCF-dependent proteasomal ubiquitin-dependent protein catabolic process. Gene Ontology annotation, cellular component: nucleus; cytoplasm. Gene Ontology annotation, molecular function: cullin family protein binding.